UUUUGAUUUAGUUCUAUAGUUUUUAUGAUGAUUUCAGUGUCUGAGAGAUUAGAAUUUUUUUUGCAUGAAAUUAUAAAGUUUUUUUUGUCUAUGUAGUUGAUUCCACAUAGUGCAAUAACACCUGGUUCUUGUUCUUCGAUGAGAAUUGAUUGUUGUUGUUGUUGUUGUUGUUGUUAUAGUGCUCUAAAUUCACCACUUGUUAGCAAAACUUCUCUAGGUUGUUUAUACAUUGAUAACCUGUAAGUUUUUGUUCCGUUUGGGAACUAGAGAUAGGUGAUGAAGUGAAGAAUAGAGCUCAGGUGCGGUGGAUCGGACUUUGGGCGGACCUGCAAGGUUAACACUCCACUCCAAAGCCGCCCAAGUCAAUAAGUGAAAAAUAGUUUGGAAGAGGGAAUGGAUUGAAUACCUAAAAUGUCUGCAAACUCAUUUGUAUAUAGUUUGAGCGGUUAAAACCGACCGCAUGUAAUCGUGCACCUUAUAUGGAUUGUUAUAUGUGGGUUGCCAUUUGAUUAGAUCCAACGAAUUCGAACAAUUCACUAAAGGAAAAUCGACUUCUAGAAUCUCCGGUAUAAUUCAGCAGUGUAGAAGAUGUGCUCUGUCUCUGAGAAGUGAGAAUCAUAAGAUUCUAUCCUUGAUGCAUUCGCACACAGGUUUUUUGUUUUUGAAUAAUCAAAAUGUUAGUUAAAGCUUAUAUUAGAUUCCAGGAUUCGAAUUCUGGACCUCGGUGUCCCUUACGAGCUCCUAUUUGAGAAUCACUUUUUGUCUGCAUUUGAGAAAUUUUGACUAGCUGAGGAAGUGCUGUUUUUCGUGUUUUUGUGAAAUUUAACGUCUGAUAUGGAGAAUGCAUCGAAUGUGUUGAUGCAAAGAUAUGAGUUAGGAAGAUUACUCGGCCAAGGAACUUUCGGAAAAGUUUACUAUGGAAGGAGUAUAAUAACUAACCAAACAGUAGCUCUUAAAAUGAUUGACAAGGAUAAGGUUAUAAAAAGUGACCAAGCUGAAUGUAUAAAAAGGGAGAUAUCGGUUAUGAGACUCGUAAAACAUCCAAACAUUAUACAGCUUUUCGAGGUCAUGGCUACAAAGAGUAAGAUUUACUUUGUUUUAGAAUAUGCGAAAGGCGGUGAAUUGUUCAAGAAAGUAGCCAAAGGAAAGCUCAAAGAAGAUACCGCACACAAGUAUUUCAAGCAACUAGUUAGUGCGGUUGAUUUUUGUCAUAGUCGAGGUGUGUAUCAUCGAGACAUAAAGCCGGAGAACAUUCUGUUAGACGAGAAUGAGGACUUAAAGGUAUCUGAUUUUGGUUUAAGUGCUUUAGCUGAAUCGAAGAGGCAAGAUGGUUUGUUGCAUACAACUUGUGGCACGCCGGCUUAUGUGGCUCCUGAAGUCAUCAAAAGGAAGGGUUAUGAUGGUGCGAAAGCCGAUAUUUGGUCUUGUGGAGUUGUUCUCUUUGUGUUACUUGCUGGUUAUGUGCCUUUCAAUGACACGAAUUUGAUGGAAAUGUAUAGGAAGAUAAGUAACGCGGAGUUUAAGUUUCCUAAUUGGUUUGCGAAAAACGUUAGGAAGCUUUUGUGUAAGAUGUUGGAUCCGGAUCCUAGCACUAGGAUUUCUAUUGAUAAGAUUAAAAAAUGUUCUUGGUUUAAGUAUGGACCAAACGGUAGACCGAAACAACGUGAAGAGGAAAACAAGAGCAUCUCUUCUUUGGCUACGGAUUCUGCAGCAUCGACAGUUCUGAUUGAAGGCGUGUCACCUGACAUGACACAGACACAAACACAUGUGAGAAAUCAUUCUGAUGAAACGCAAGAGUCAGUUGUACCGGUGAGUAUAAAUGCGUUCGAUAUAAUAUCUCUUUCGAAUGGUUUUAAUCUAGCUGGAUUCUUUGAAGAUAGUUUUAAGAAACGGGAAGCGAGGUUUACUUCAAGACAACCCGCGUCGGUUAUCAUUUCUAGGCUGGAGGAGAUUGCUAAGAGACUGAAGAUGAAAAUAAAGAAAAGGGCUGCUGGUUUGUUGAAACUAGAGGGAGUUGGUGAAGGGAGGAAAGGGGUUUUGUCUAUUGAUGCUGAGAUAUUCGAGGUUACUCCGUUUUUCCAUUUGAUUGAAGUGAAGAAAUCGAAUGGAGAUACAUUGGAAUAUCAGAAGAUAUUGAAUGAGAAAAUUAGGCCUGCUCUUCAAGAUAUUGUUUGGGUUUGGCAAGAUGAAAUACAACAACAAUCUCAAGAGUGAGAGCAGUAGUAGUAGUAGCAGUAGUAGCAACAAUUACAGUUGUAAUAUCUCCAUUUUGUACAUUUCAGGCUAUACUAGUUUUUCAAAAUAAUGUUGUUUCUGUGUAUCUUUUCAUGUGUUUAACUAUGAGAGAAUCUUUUUGUAGCAUUAUUUUGUGUAUUAAAAUUGGCUUGACAAUAUUUGUUUCGGUUUGAUGGUUAACAAACAACCAGUUCUAUUAGUACCGAAGUCAUGUUAGCCUAAGAUUCUUGUAGCAUUAAGAACAUUUCAAAGUUCUUGUGGAAUAAGUUCUGGGGCUGAAGAUUCUCCUGUUAUUUGGUCUGGUUUUGCCUACAAAUAAAUGUGGUUGCAAUUUUA
Vicia villosa (hairy vetch) is the source of this 2571-nucleotide messenger RNA. Its product is annotated as CBL-interacting serine/threonine-protein kinase 10-like. Gene Ontology annotation, biological process: signal transduction; protein phosphorylation. The transcript is spliced from 2 exons. Lineage: Eukaryota; Viridiplantae; Streptophyta; Magnoliopsida; Fabales; Fabaceae. Bases 835 to 2214 code for a protein of 459 amino acids. Gene Ontology annotation, molecular function: protein kinase activity; ATP binding. The record is from RefSeq and is a predicted model, not a curated record.